AUGACUCCUAAGUACCAGCGUCGUUUAACGCUCAGCGCGGGUGAGGAGUGUACCAUAACUGGGAAUGGACCAAUAACGGUUACUUUGCUCACUGGUGUCUUGCACCUCGCUGGGGUCUUACUCGAGGCGAAUCGUCCUUACUCUUUCUAUUUACACUCUGAAAGAACGUCUGUGAUCUUGUUCACCUUGGAGGGGGGAUCCGCGAACAUUACGAGCGAGGAAUCUAUGAAUUUUUUUAGGCACUCAUCAGGGGCUGUACCUUUGGUCCAGUUCACACGUCGAACGUUGUUUCCUCUAAAGACGUCAAAAGUUCUCGUGAUAGGAAAGGAGGGCAGUGGUAAAUCGCUGGCGGCACACACUAUCAUCAACCUCUUACGAGAUUAUAGAAUGGGGAAGGAUGAUAAUGCAUUAAAUAGGUACUUUCUCCUUGAUUUCAACGCAGAGUCAAAUUGUAUCUUUAGUCCAGGAUGUGUUUCUUUUGUUGAAGUUCGUGAUGACCCUCUAUGGCUGGAAAGGAUUGCGUCUCCGACAAUGUUGCCACUUUCGUUUUACACUGGGUCUGUAACGCGCCCAUCUGCCAAGGAUAUCUCUGCUUUUAUUCACUUUUGUGGGCAGCUCUAUGAUACUUGCAAUCUAUAUUUGCAGGAGGAAUGUCUGCCACCACAGAGAGCUCAUCUCAUUUUAGAUGCACCAUCACCAUUAUCAGAUUUGAAAAAGGAAGUUUUCUACAAAAAGUUCAUUGAAAUCGUGAAGCCAACGCAUGUUGUUAUCGUUUGUAGCCGCGAUGAUGCAAGCGAGGAUUGGUUCACUUUUCUCCAGGAGGAUAUCCAGCGUGUCUUGCCGGAUUGCGAGUUUGCCUUCACGGAGCCUUGCGCGCAUCCGUGCCCAUCUCCGCCGACGCACCUUCGAAUAAAAGAGUAUUUUGUUGGCUCUCCCAAUACCACGAUGCUGGGGUGCUCCAAGCUUGUGAUGUCCUCAAAAGCACUGCAGUUUUUCGAGUACGUCGGCGGCGAUUUGGAGAACCCUUCAGGGGUUGGGGUUCGGAGGGUGUACCCGGCACCCGGCUGGCGCCGGCUCGUUUGUGCGCUUUCGCACGCGGAGAUCAUCGAAGAGGUGCCGCUUGCACCGGUGGCGGGGCUUUUCGUGAUUUGCCACGUCGAUGAGGAGAACGAUGAGAUCGUGAUUCUCGUUCCGACCCCGGAGGAUGCCCUUCAGCGUCGUUUUGUUGUUAUUCCUCGCCAUGGAGCGUGCGGGGCUCUUAGACUGACCGAUGCCGAGUUGGCCACGCUUGAGGAGUCUGUUGUUUUCUAA
Phytomonas sp. Hart1 is the source of this 1311-nucleotide messenger RNA. The record is from the annotation of a GenBank genome assembly. NCBI's taxonomy places the organism in Eukaryota, Euglenozoa, Kinetoplastea, Trypanosomatida, Trypanosomatidae.